GCAGGCCAGGAUUCAGUGCUGAGACUCCUGUGUGAGAGAGAGAGAGAGAGAGAGAGAGCGAGAGGAAAGUGUGAGCACGUGAACGGUGAGAAGCGAGCGCUAUAGCUUGAGGAGAAAAUUGCAUUUAACACGAGUGACUCAGUUCUGCGGUGUCAGGAUUAGUUCGAACACAGUUCAAGAACGCCGCCAACUCCAGCCUGCAUCGCACAUCUUUGGCUCUCUGUCAUGCUGUGUGCUGAAUGUGGCGCUGUCUGCCGUCGUGUUAUGGCUGAGGUAAGAUACCUGCAUCACGAGCCCGACUGCUGCUCUGUCUCCUUUAGCUGACAGUCACGUUUUUUUUUGUGAGGUGUUGCCGGUGCAAAGUCGGCGGCUAAGAAGAAGAAGAAGAAGAAGAAACUCGGGUGCCUCUCUGGUCUGUGUGGAGCUAAGUGAUACCUGCAGGCCCGGACGACGGCAUCGCACCAGGUUCUCAUAGCACCGACUCUGGAUACCACGGCCACCGGUUAGAGCACAACCCCAGGGGCAUUAUCAUUGGAGGCAAUCUUUCUGGAGCCGGCAUGCCACCCGUCACUGAUCAACUGGCAUCAAGAACUAACCAACAUGGCGUUAUUGGAAGGUAUCGUGACUUCCAUGGCUGCAGGGACAACAGGAGCCAUGCUUUUUUCACAAGUUACCAGGAGCAGGCCCACGCCUCCUCCACCGACUCAUCCCGAGACCUCGGCAGCCAGAUGAUGCUGGGUUUACCUGGCGACCUCCUCACCCGGACUUACCCCUAUGGCCAAACCAUCAGCCCCAAGGGAAACAGCCAGCAGCUUGUCACACAAUUCCUGGGUCUGUACAAACCUCUGAACAUGGCAAUUCAGCGAGGAGGCGGCGACGCGUUCCUCAGAUGCUCUAAACAAACAGUGAAGCAUGAGCUGGUGUGCAAGUGGAGUGACGGCCAAGAGGGGGCCGGGAAGCUGCGGUGUUGUUCCAGAGCCUUCGGGACCAUGUAUGAACUUGUCACCCAUGUGACAGUGGAGCAUGUCGGAGGACCCGAGCACUCCGAGUAUGUGUGUCACUGGGAGAACUGUGCGCGGGACAGGAAGCCUUUCAAAGCCAAAUACAAGCUGGUGAACCACGUCAGAGUGCACACAGGGGAGAAGCCCUUUCCGUGCCCCUUUCACGGCUGUGAGAAAGUUUUUGCAAGAUCAGAGAAUUUAAAGAUCCACAAGAGGACUCACACAGGUGAAAAACCUUUUAAAUGUGAGUUCGAGGGCUGCAACCGGAGGUUCGCGAACAGCAGCGACAGAAAGAAGCACUCGCACGUGCACUCCAGUGAUAAACCCUACAUGUGCAAGGUCAGGGGCUGCGACAAGUGCUACACGCACCCGAGCUCCCUGCGAAAGCACAUGAAGCUCCACUGCAACAAGACGCACGACGCCGCCAAAAGCGUCGACGACGCGACUCCCGGUGACGGGGGUCACGACGCUGAAGCCAGGUCGACCCGAGUUCCCGACGGAGCCCAGAUCAGCCCCGCUCACCCCCCCACCGCCACCACUCACGCUCACGAUGUCCCGCUGUCCCCAGAGAGUCGAGACCAGUCGACCCCGAGGUCACGUUUCCAUCACACGUUUGACAGCAGUUUGGACUACUCCGCUCACAGGUCACAGCCUCUCCUGGAGCCUUUGUUGCUGCAGAGAGGCAGCUACAGGUCCCAGGCCUCGCAGUAUCCGUGCGGACAGACGGGCCACACGUUCGCCCAGAGCCCGAGGACUUUCCCCUCCACGUCCUCUUUUCAAAAAAGCAUCGUCAAUGGAUGGUACACAUGCCACAGUGGCGUGGACUCGUUCCAACACAAUAACAUCCCGUCUCUCUGAGUGUCCCCGGUUGCAGGGCCUCAUGUGGACCACUUUCAUUAUAUGGGCCUAUACCUUUUUUUUUCUCUCCCC
Solea senegalensis (Senegalese sole) is the source of this 1931-nucleotide messenger RNA. It is a transcript of the gene zic6, whose product is annotated as zic family member 6. The record is from RefSeq and is a predicted model, not a curated record. Bases 558 to 1859 code for a protein of 433 amino acids. Gene Ontology annotation, molecular function: RNA polymerase II cis-regulatory region sequence-specific DNA binding; DNA-binding transcription factor activity, RNA polymerase II-specific. Gene Ontology annotation, cellular component: nucleus. NCBI's taxonomy places the organism in Eukaryota, Metazoa, Chordata, Actinopteri, Pleuronectiformes, Soleidae. Gene Ontology annotation, biological process: regulation of transcription by RNA polymerase II; central nervous system development. The transcript is spliced from 5 exons.